Messenger RNA from Colletes gigas, 1820 nucleotides. Its product is annotated as tubulin beta chain-like. The record is from RefSeq and is a predicted model, not a curated record. NCBI's taxonomy places the organism in Eukaryota, Metazoa, Arthropoda, Insecta, Hymenoptera, Colletidae. The coding region runs from base 431 to 1789 and encodes 452 amino acids. The transcript has 5 exons. Gene Ontology annotation, cellular component: microtubule; cytoplasm. Gene Ontology annotation, biological process: mitotic cell cycle; microtubule cytoskeleton organization. Gene Ontology annotation, molecular function: GTPase activity; structural constituent of cytoskeleton; GTP binding.
CAAACACUUAAUUAUUGCGUACUCGUUGCGGAACGAACAUUAUUGCGCGCUACUCCCGCGAUUCGAUCGUCGCGAUUUCUUUCGAAAACCAUAGGUUUAUUAACGAAAUAUCGGCGCUAUUUUGACACCGACUCCUUCACCAACAACCUAGAACACUAUUUCGGGCAUGGGUUGCAAUUUUUAAUACUAUAAGAAUAGCUGCUGUGUUCUCGAAACAACUAUAGGGUUUUUCUAAUAAAAUAUAACGAGAGCUCUAGAUAUUAUCGAUACAACGAUGAUUGGAAAACAACGAUCGAACUCGAUUCUGGACUCUGUGGCGGGUUACGUUCACAGUUCAUCCCUUUCGACCCCCAAAUUGGUAACAUCGUUGAAAAAUUUUCGGUAAAAAAAAUUUCAGUUUAACAGAACGCAGAUAUAGAGAAAGGGAAAAAUGCGGGAAAUCGUGAACGUGCAGCUGGGUCAGUGUGGAAAUAACGUAGGAGGUAAGUUUUGGGAAGGAAUCGUCGACGAGCAUGGUUUAAGUCCCGAUGGAAUCUUUUGCGGCGAAUCGGACCUCCAAUUGCAGAGAAUAAACGUGUACUUUACGGAAGCGCCAGGUAUCCAUCGAAUCUAUGGAUAUAGGUUCGUUCCGAGAAGCGUUCUAGUCGAUCUCGACUCGGGAAGCUUGAACUCGUUGUUGUCGGGACCGUUUGGUAGACUGUACAAACCAGACAACUUUGUUGCGGGGCAUGCGAGUGCAGCGAACAACUGGGCCAAAGGUUACUACACCGAAGGCUCCGAACUAGCCGACACAGCGCUUGACAUUAUUCGCAAGGAGGCUGAGAACUGCGACCUGAUACAAGGUAUCCAAGUGGUGCAUUCGCUGGGAGGUGGCACAGGUUCCGGAAUGGGUUCCUUGUUGGCUACCAAGAUGAAAGAAGAGUACCCAGACCGGAUUCUCAAGACUUACAGCGUGAUACCUUCGCCGAUGAUGUCGGACGUGGUGGUGGAGCCCUACAACGCGAUACUGUCGAUUGGAAAAUUCAUGGAGUUCACGGACCAAACCUAUUGCAUGGACAAUCAGGCUCUGCAUCACAUUUGCACGCGAGUAUUGAAGAUUUCCACGCCCACGCUCGCCGACGCGAAUCACCUGAUCGCCAGCUGCAUGGCCGGCAUCACCGCCAGCUUGAGGUUUCCUGGACAACUGAACACCGACCUGAGGAAGCUGCAAACGAACAUGGUGCCGUUCCCUCGGCUACAUUUCUUCGUUCCGGGAUACGCGCCGCUCACCUCGAGGAGCUCCGCCCCUUAUCAGAUGCUUUCCGUACCUGCGCUCGUGCAACAAUUGUUCAGCGGCAACAAUAUGUUGGCAGAUUGCGACCUGUUGCUGGGCAAGUUCCUCACCGUGGCGGCCAUCUUCAGGGGCAGAAUGUCCACCAAGCACGUGGAGGAGCAGUUGUUGAACCUAAGGAACAAGAACAGUCCUUACUUCGUCGAGUGGAUUCCGAACAACGUUCAGACCGCGAUCUGCGACAUCCCGCCUCGAGGAAUCUCCAUGAACGCCACGAUGGUGUCGAACACGACCGCGAUUCAGGAGACGUUCAAACGCCUAUCGAACCUGUUUGACGGUAUGUUGAAGAAAAAAGCAUACCUGCACUGGUACACGGCGGAGGGAAUGGACGCGAGCGAGUUCCUCGAAACUCAGACGAACGUGCAGGAUCUCGUUUCCGAGUACCAACAGCACCAGGAAGCAGCGGUCGAAUCCGACUUUGUGGACGAGGCUCCGGUGUUGGACGAUUUUGAUCUAUAGGAAAAGGUAAUGAUAACUCGUCCAAACAACG